This is a messenger RNA of Brassica napus (rape), 1752 nucleotides long. Its product is annotated as jacalin-related lectin 22-like. The record is from RefSeq and is a predicted model, not a curated record. The coding region runs from base 210 to 1580 and encodes 456 amino acids. Lineage: Eukaryota; Viridiplantae; Streptophyta; Magnoliopsida; Brassicales; Brassicaceae. Gene Ontology annotation, molecular function: carbohydrate binding. The transcript has 5 exons.
AUUAUUAUAACGAUAUCUUAAGCUGGUUAUGGACUCCUAUUAAAAGCAAUUAUUGUUGACAGUCCUUCGUGAGUCGUGAAACAUGUGUUGGUUGCAAACUUGCAAUUCACGAGCAGAGUCCAUAAAUACACACAUGUCACCAACGAUACGAUUCAUCGCCUUUAUUCUCAAAUCAGAUCUCAAGACUUUACCGGAUUUAAAAAUUCGAAAUGGGGAAGAUGUACCAGAAGCUGGCACUUCGCGGUGGUGAAGGGGGGCGUGAAUGGGACGACGAUGUAUACGAGGGUGUAAAGAAAGUGUAUGUUGGGCAAGAUUUCUCACGUAUCACUUACAUCAAAUUCGAGUACGUGAAGGAAGACGGUGAAGUGGUUACACGUGAAUAUGGGACAAUAACUCAAGACCCUAGAGAGUUUAUAAUUGAGUAUCCGGGUGAACACAUCACAGCAGUGGAGGGAAGCUACAACAAAGUGGCUCUUAUAGCCACGGAGGUGAUCACGUCUCUCGUCUUCAAGACCUCAAAGGGUAGAACGUCUCCAACGUUUGGUCCAAACUUGUUCGGAGUUGUCAAUGGUACAAAGUUCAAGUUUGAGGACGAGGGAAAGAAGAUCGUAGGUUUCCAUGGACGGUCGGAUAAUGCUAUUGACGCUCUUGGAGUUUACCUUGUCCUAGACUCUCUGACCACGCCUUUCCCUCUUUACAAGCUGGAUGCUCAAGGUGGUACAGAGGGACGUGUUUGGGACGAUGGCUCUUUCGAUGGCGUUAGGACAGUGCGUGUUUGUCAAGAUGAUCAUCGUAUCACUUACUUAGAGUUCGAGUAUGACAAAGGUGGGAAGUCAGAGAAACUUCACCAUGGGGUGAAAGGAGGAACAUCAUCUGAGCUUUUGCUUGAUUACCCGAAUGAAUACGUCAAGUCGGUGGAAGUAACCUAUGAUAAGCCAAAACUUUUCCAAAAUACUGUCAUCACGUCAUUUACCUUCGAAACAUCAAGUGAGAGAACAUCAUUCAUUGGGUAUAAAGUGGGUAAGAAGUUUGUUCUUGAGCAAAAGGAUCUUCGACUUGUCGGAUUCCAUGGAAAAGAAGGUGACGCCAUUGAUGCUCUAGGAGCAUAUUUUGCACCUAUUCAAGCUCCUACUCCUUUGAUUCCAACCAAGAAACUACCGUUGGUAGGCGGCAACGGAGGAGUUAAAUGGGAUGAUGGUGCUUUCGACGGUGUAAGGAAGAUAUCUAUAGGACAAUGUUACGACGUUGUAUCCUAUGUUAAGUUUGAUUACAUUAAGGGAACAGAGUUGGUAUCUGGAGAUGAACAUGGGCAGACAUUACCCGAAGCUUCAGAGUUAGUUCUUGAGGAUGAUGAAUAUCUCUUGAGCUUGGGAGGCUACUAUGAUAAGAGUCGAGGAGCCAUUCGUUAUAUAGAUAUAGUCAACACAAACAAAAGGGAUUCACCUGAUUAUGAAUUGAAUUACGGUGAGAAGUUCACUCUCGGGGAAAGUGGCCACAAGAUCGUCGGGUUUUAUGGACAAGCUAGUGAUGUUCUCCACAGUAUUGGAGUCUAUGUCGUGCCCAUCACCUCAGUCGAGUGAAAAGGCCUUCUAUUAUCUUAAUAAAACAAAACCAGCCAGUUAUAUUGAUUGAAUAAAAUUGUUAAUAAGGCCGGUGUGUGUUUUCUUUAUUUCGCUACUUUCAUUGUUGUUUUAUUCCUACAAGUUCCUUUCUGUUCUGCUAGAUGAAUGAAGAGUAAACUUGAGUGUGCAA